This is a messenger RNA of Vigna radiata var. radiata (mung bean), 816 nucleotides long. RefSeq names its product mitogen-activated protein kinase kinase kinase 17-like. Gene Ontology annotation, biological process: protein phosphorylation. Lineage: Eukaryota; Viridiplantae; Streptophyta; Magnoliopsida; Fabales; Fabaceae. Gene Ontology annotation, molecular function: ATP binding; protein kinase activity. Bases 1 to 816 code for a protein of 271 amino acids. The record is from RefSeq and is a predicted model, not a curated record. The transcript has a single exon.
AUGGCUGAGUGGAAGAAGUUGAGUGUUUUGGGAGAAGGUUCAUUUGGCAAAGUGUAUCUUGUUCUUCUACGUUUUACACAAGAACAAAAUUCGAAAGUUUCACUCUUAGCAGCAUUGAAGACAAGUUCUUCUGCUUCAAUGGUAAGGGAGAAAAAGAUUUUUGAUUUAUUAUUGGGUUGCAAAGGGAUUGUGCAAUGUCACUAUUAUAAUAGCAUUGUUGAGGGAGGUAAGUUAACUUAUAACCUUUUCAUGGAAUAUGCCAUUUAUGGUUCUUUGGGCAAUUUAAUAAAGACAAAGUUAUUCUCUGAUAAGGAAGUGGUAGUCUACACUCANAUGAUUCUCAAGGGACUUUAUUGUAUGCACGAGAAGGGAAUUGUUCAUGGUGAUCUUAAACCAGAUAACAUUCUCCUUUUUCAUUCAUCGGAUCGUCAUAUAAAAUAUCAACUAAAGAUUUCUGAUUUUGGAUUGUCUAAGACUAGCGAAGAGGCAAAUACUGAUUUAGGAGAGAUCAAGUUCAGAGGGACACCCUAUUACAUGUCACCAGAAUCAGUUAGAGGUUUUAAGGAAACACCUUUAGAUAUAUGGUCUUUGGGAUGCAUUGUUAUUGAGAUGAGCACUGGACUUCGAGAAUGGUGGAACUUUGAAUCCACAAACCAAUUAUUGUGCAAGCUUGCAUUUUCUGAAGAAGAACCAAAGAUACCAGAUAAACUUAGUUACGAUUGCAAGGAUUUUUUGAGAAAAUGUUUGGUGAAUGAUCCUACGCAAAGAUGGACGGCUAAAAUGCUUCUUAAUCAUCCUUUUAUUCAAAAGAAAUAG